UUGAAAUGUAAAAUUGGUAAACAUUCCUGCAACCAUUAACAAAACCGAAACGACGGCGUUCCUUUUCCAAACACAGGUUUCCCUCGCACAUUGUUAUUCCUCACUCCUACUGACCUGAACGCCGACGAACAGCAGCAGCACCCAGUAACCAUUCGGUUUUGUAGUUGCAGAAAUGACAGGGAUUGUGAAGCCACAAAGCGGGUUUGUAAUCACACCCCACAAAGUAUCGAUCUGUAUACUUCUUCAGGUCUAUGCUCCUUCCGGUCAGUUUUCAGUACCAUUCCCUUUCGCCUCAAUUUCCCAGCAUAAUCGUCUUGGAUCGUUCUUAAUUGCACUUACAAAGUCAUGUGAUGAUAUCUUGGAGCCAACAUUGGAUGAAUUCUUGAAGCUACUCAAGGAAUUUGGUGGAUUAUUAGAUAAUUGGCUAAGUGAUCAUGUAACCAGUAGGCUGUCUUCAUUAUCAUCACCUGAUGACCUCUUUACCUUUUUCAAUGAGUUACGAGGCAUCCUUGCGGGUCCUGAAACAAGCAUUGUUGAUGAUGACCAAAUAAAUUUGGAUCCAAAUAGCAACCUUGGAAUGUAUAUUCGUCGUUGCUUGCUUGCCUUUAAUAUUUUGUCAUUUGAGGGCAUGUGCCAUCUUUUAACAAAUAUAAAGACAUAUUACAAAGAAGCAUUCUCAAACUGUCCUCCAUAUGAAAUGACUCAUUUGGAUGAUCCUAGUAAUGAUCCAGAGGCACCAUUAGAAUAUGAAAACAUGGAUUUGGAAAACUUUGUACUCCAAAACUUUACAGAAGAACUUGAAUCAAGAAAAAGGGUUCCUUUUCAUAAUCAUUCAUCAAAAGCACUCUUUAGUCUAAUCGAAGAUAUUACGGUUUCCCGUGGUCAAAAAGUCAAACAUAGUCACAGAAGUCCAGAAGGUAGCCCAUAUAUGAGCUCCCCAACCUCUGCACUACCAAAUAUUGAAUCCUCUGAUGUAAUCCUACAACGUACAAACUGGCAGAUACAAGGAUACUUAUCAGAGCAAGCAGACAUGAUUGAAAAGCUUGGAAGCUCUUUUCCUAUGAGUGCCUUUGAAUCUGUUUUAAAGCUUCUCCAAAAAGUAGCCCCAGAGUUGCAUCGUGUCCACUUUUUGCGAUAUCUGAAUAGCCUUUAUCACGAUGAUUAUCCAGCUGCAUUAGAGAAUCUUCAUCGUUAUUUUGAUUAUAGUGCAGGAAUGGAGGGAUCUGAUUUUGUUCCCACAUCAUUUGGUUGCACCAGUAAUGGAAGAUAUGAAAUUGCUUUAUUAUCUUUAGGAAUGGCACAUUUUCAUUUAGGUCACCCUAAGCUAGCUCUUGAGGUUUUGACUGAAGCAGUGCGUGUGUGUCAGCAGCAUAGUGAUGACACAUGUCUUGCCUACACAUUAACAGCCAUUUGUAGCCUGUUAUCUGAAGUUGGUAUAUCAAACAUGACUGGAAUUAUGGGAGCAUCAGAUUCACAUGUGACAAAUAUAGGCACAUCAUUGUCUGUUCAACAACAGUUAUUUGUGCUUCUUAGAAGAUCUUUAAAAAGAGCAGAUUCCUUAAAACUAAAGCGCCUCGUGGCUUCCAAUCAUUUGGCAAUGGCUAAAUUUGAUUUAACGCAUGUUCAAAGACCUCUGCUUUCUUUCGGUCCAAAAGCUUCUAUUCAGCUCAGAACUAGUCCAACUAAUGUUUGCAAGAAACUUAGAUCAAGUGCUCAAUUGAUCCACCAUUUUGAGAAUGAAAACUCGGUAAUGACAAUUGAUGGUGCUUUAAGUACUUCAUGGCUUAAGAAUCAAAGAAAGCCAACAACUUUGUUGGUGUUUCCUCAAGAAAAUGGAUCUGAGGACAAUUUUGACACAUUUUAUCCAUGGUUACAAUCAAGUUCUGUUCCUGGAUCUGUACUACAGCUUGUAGGUUCUUCCUAUUUAAUUCGUAUAACAUCUUGGGAGCUAUAUGGAAGUGCUUCACUUGCAAGAUCAAAUGCUCUGCUUUUUGCGACCUGCUUUGCUGACUCAUCAAGUUGGUACAGUUCAGCUGAUCUUGCUUUGGCAUACGGGAAACUCAUCCAACAUUUAGCUGUCUACAAAGGGUACAAAGAAGCCUUUGUAGCACUUAAAAUAGCAGAAGCAAAGUUUUUGUCUGUUUCAAAGUCUGGAAUCUUGCCAGUUAAGCUGCAGCUGCUCCAUGAACGAGCUUUACACCGGGGGCAUCUGAAAUUAGCUCAACAAAUAUGUGAUGAACUUGGAGUAUUGGCUUCUUGUGUAGCUGGAGUAGACAUGGAUCUCAAGACUGAAGCAAGCCUUCGUUGUGCUCGGACAUUGCUUGCUGCUAACCAAUUUAGUCAGGCAGCUUCCAUAGCACAUUCUCUCUUCUGCACAUGUUACAAAUUCAAUAUGCAUGUAGAGAAUGCAACUGUUCUCCUCUUGCUUGCUGAAAUCCACAAGAGAUCUGGAAAUGCUGUUUUGGGAAUUCAAUAUGCUUUGGCAAGCUUAUCAUUUUGUGAAUCGUUUAAUUUGGAUCUUUUGAGAGGCUCAGCCACUUUAACACUAGCAGAAUUAUGGCUUUUACUUGGAUCAAGGCAUGCAAAAAGAGCUUUAAAUCUUAUCCAUGGUGCUUUUCCAAUCAUACUUGGUCAAGGUGGUUUGGAGCUUCGAUCUCGGGCCUACAUCUUAGAGGCAAAAUGUUACUUAUCAGACUCCAGCAUUUCAGUUUCUGAAGAUCCUGAUAUUGUUCUUGAUUCUUUAAGACAAGCUUGUGAAGGACUUGAAGCUUUGGAGUAUCAUGAGCUGGCAGCGGAAGCAUAUUACUUGAUGGCAGUUGUGCUGGACAAGUGUGGGGAGGUAGAAGAGAGAGAAGAAGCUGCAACUCAUUUUAAGGAACACAUUAUGGCUUUUGAAAAUCCUGUAAAACCAGAAGACCCUCUUCAUAAUUUGCUGUAAUGAAAUACUGUUUGCUGGAAUCCUUGUGUUGUGCAGUAGUAGUAGUGUGUAAAUUAUGCUAUAAUCAAACUCUUUAGAUGGAAAUUGAAGGAUGUUAGUCUUUAUCUUUUCCAUGAAACCUUAGAAAGGGCAACUAGUGAACUUUACAUUAAAAGUUAAAACAACUAGCAAGAUUGCAAUAGAAACGAGAGAUUUUAACU
This is a messenger RNA of Lactuca sativa (garden lettuce), 3138 nucleotides long. RefSeq names its product anaphase-promoting complex subunit. Gene Ontology annotation, molecular function: protein binding. The record is from RefSeq and is a predicted model, not a curated record. NCBI's taxonomy places the organism in Eukaryota, Viridiplantae, Streptophyta, Magnoliopsida, Asterales, Asteraceae. Gene Ontology annotation, cellular component: anaphase-promoting complex. Gene Ontology annotation, biological process: protein K11-linked ubiquitination; anaphase-promoting complex-dependent catabolic process; positive regulation of mitotic metaphase/anaphase transition.